AUGGGGAUAUGGUUCGCGCACAACUGGCGCCUGCCAAAGGUGUUCGUCGCGCUUCUGAUGAUCGAAUUUCCCUUGACUGUCGCUUGUUUGACUCUCAUGGGCGUUGCGCAUCCAAAUACCUACCGGACGAAAUUAUGGCAGAACGGGUUCGACAAGGGAUUCAAUAGUGCGCCGAACUCGAUUCUGUACGCAUACGCGAACUGGCAGGACCCAAAGACGCCGAUACCGUGGAGUCAUUAGUAUGAGAUAUCUGGAUUGGCUGUUGGAGGGACCAUGCUGACGGUGUCAUAGUAUGACUGAAUUCAACGUGGUGAUCUCGGUGCUUAGCAUGUUCAUCUUGCUGGCGAAGAGCGCCAUGUAUGUCAUGCACAUUUUCAUACCCGUCAUCAGUGUCUUUGCGCAUGCUUUGCUCGUGGCACUGUUCUCUGUCAGCAUCUACAACCAAUCAGCGCCGGAUUUGACCGACAAGGAGCAUCCGCAACAUGGCAUGCCGUGGUAUUUGAGCAAAGGAUGCAGUUACGCGGAGCCUGGGAACAAGGGGUACUGCCAGCAGGCACGGGCAAGCUUUGCUGUAGUGAUUGUCAUGGAGUAAGUGAAAGCCAUACGCUGGAGCAUUGGAGGCGAUUGUUGACACUAUACCAGCGCACUUUUCGUGGGGUAUCUGGUAUAUUCGAUAUGGAACCUGAAGCUCUCUCCCGAGGAGAAGGCGGAGCGUGAAGCUGAAAAGGAGGCGGACCUCGAGAUGAAGCAGGUCUUCAUGUACGGCACAGACGACGACAUCUCAAAGGAGGAUCGACGAGAGAUGAAUCGACAGAUUUUCUUGAACCUCCCGAAGACUCCCAACACACCUGGUUUUGGUGAACACUUGAACCCCAUGACGCCUCGGACGACUGCUUUCACGCAGCUCAAUGGCGGGCAAGCACCUACAGCAACAGGGCGAAGUGCAGGACCCAGUGGCAGACUCCCAUUUAGAGACUACAAUGGAACACCAGGAGCGCCCGACGGAAGGUGA
Lecanosticta acicola is the source of this 1012-nucleotide messenger RNA. The record is from the annotation of a GenBank genome assembly. NCBI's taxonomy places the organism in Eukaryota, Fungi, Ascomycota, Dothideomycetes, Mycosphaerellales, Mycosphaerellaceae.